Ciona intestinalis (vase tunicate) is the source of this 2500-nucleotide messenger RNA. The record is from RefSeq and is a predicted model, not a curated record. Lineage: Eukaryota; Metazoa; Chordata; Ascidiacea; Phlebobranchia; Cionidae.
AUUCCAGCAUAACAAUAUGACUUUAUAAUCUAAAACAAUAUGCGAGUUUACUUUUAAAAAGCAACUGUCAUUUAAGAUAGUUUAGAUUCGAUAGGAGGUGAAAUAUAAGAUUUUUAAACUGCCAAGGGGAUUCUAGAAUACAGAAACUACAGUUAUAGCAAUCAUUUUCGAUAACUUCUCUUAACCAACUAACUAACUAACUAACAUAAAAUGUGAACAUUUUCAGAAUAGGUAACACGGGGGUCUAUAGUUUGUGAAGUGUCCCAAUUUUAUGUUAGUGGAUCCAAACUCCGGUAGGCUAUCGAAUAUGGCAGCUAUAAUUUUUGUAUUCUAGGAUCAGCUUGGUUCCAUUAAACUCCAUGGUUUCAUAUUCACAUUUGAAUCCGUUGUUAGACCGAAGUUUAAACAGGACUCAUUUUGAGGAAUACGGUAUUCAAAAACUACACAACAACACUGAAACUCGUGCAAAGCAUGAUACGUUUAGCUUAACUAGUAAUUUACGCCCGCAAUUAAUCAAAGACCUUAGAAACAUGCGUCUCCAGCACGAAGAAAUAAACAUACCUACCAAAUUGGAACCUAACCAUGAAACAAAAUUAAAAAAUGAAAACACAAGAAGAAAAACAAAAUCAAGAAAGCGAAGGACAAAAUCAAGAAGAAAAAGCAAAUCAGCCUCCACAAAACAUAAACACACACCUUUCUUAAGCGACUUGGAAGAUUCCAAAGCUCCAAAACAAUCAUGUUUCGCUGUAUAUUCUUCAAAAUCAACAACUGAUUCACAAAAGACAAAAAUAUUCUUGGAGACAAAUAACGGAGAUUAUUUAAAGCCAACCAAAGUUUCGCUUGUGCCUAAAUCUAGUGUUAAGAAACCAUAUGUUCUGCCAUUAAAAGUUAAGGAGAAAUCAAGACUAACUCUUCCACCAACUUCAAAUGCUCUCCUUAAAAAUCCUGUUCUAUCACUCCCAGAUACAUACAAGCAGUCUGACGUGACACGAAUCGUAAACCGUAACAAUGACACCAAUAAUGAACCUUGGUCAUUACCGGGAAACCAAAGUCCUCGGCCAACUCGCUUCCCGUCUGCCCAGUUAGCCAGAGGAAAGGAAACUAUCGUACUUCCACCUUCACCAUUUACAGCGAAGUCAUUUCAGGCAAACAGUAAAAUAAAUAUGGCUGCACAGGUAUACUCUCCACAAAAGCAAACAACUCACUGCACAGCAGGAUUUGCUUCAAGAUUGACGCAUAGCGAAAUGGCAAAGAUUACUAAGAGGGAAAGCAAUUUAAGUGACCGAUUAAAACUGAUUCACUACUAUGGAAACGACUAUCACGUGAUCACCCAGCGUGAAGAACAACUGAAAAGAAAAGCAAACGCAAUUAAACAACAAGAGUGUCGCAGAACUAUGCAUGAAGUUAAUGAGAAGCUAAAGCAUGAACAAAGGAAAAAGAUAUACGCAUUAAACGAACUUAUGGCUGCACUGGAGCAGGAAAACUUCAGAAAAUUUUGUGAAACUUUAGACUCAAGUUGAUGCGGUAUCUUCGGUAAAACUGCACAAACUGUUUCUGCUGCCUACUUCAAAACCGAAUGCCCUACUGCGAACGGAUCGCGCAUUCUAAGAAACUGGAACACGAGGUUUCAUGCAGUCAACCAAACACGCCACACAAUAAAGCUAAUAAUUGCCCCCCGCUGCGAAGUAACGAUUGUACCAAAAAGCUUGCUGUUGCUUUCAAUUAAGCGGCUGGAAUGUUAAUUUUUUUGCCUCUAAAAUAAGCCUUCGACUGAAUGUAAAUACAGCACAACAAGCGUUCUACUUAACCGCGGCAUCUUUGUAUUAACAGUUAACUGAUUUGUUUGUACUGGUUGUUGUUGAAAAAGUAACUACUUGUGUAUACAAGAACGUAAUAUAUAUCUGUUACAUUUUCCGUUUGAGUCAUCAUGUUUGUUGUAUUUCGAUUUGCGUAAUUAUAAACAUCAACAUGAUAUGUACGUAUGUGUGUUGUAUUAAUAAUAACAAACAUAUAAAUAACAUAAUAAACAUGUUUAUCCACCAUACUCUUGUCAUGUAUGGUAUCUGUACAAAAUUCUAAAACAACAGACGGUAAUUUAUUAUCGAAUCUACAGCAUAAAUAUCAUAACGCGGCGCGAUGAAAAACCAAAAAGAUAAAAUAUAUGUAGUAAGACGAUAACAUUUAUAUAAGAGAGUAAUAUACGCAGAUGGUAAAUAGUAAAACGAGUAAACAAAAUAUCUGAUUGAUGUUUGCUUGUAGUUGUAGUAUCAAUGCAUAAUAAAAACACAUGGCUCAUAAUACGUUAUUGGAUUUAAAAGACAAUCUUGUUUAAAAUGUGUAAUAAACAAUGGAUAACCGUGUCUUUGUAUCAACAAAUGAGAAGUAAACUAAUUAAACCGACGUACUUUCGCUUUCUACAGUUCUAUCAUAACUAAAUAACCGUGGCAAUGUUAAAAUCGGUGUAGCUUUUAAUAGACCUUGAUUACGUACGGUGCUGGUU